ACCCCUCCUCCCCUUGCAGCCAGCAGUAGGAGAGAGGCAGCUGCAGUUUUGAACUGAACUUCCAUGGUGGUUCCUGUAGACAUUGGGGGGACUAUUGGCAGCAGACCCCCUCCCGCCACCACCAAUACAAGCACCCCUGCUGAUUCCUUGGGAUAAGCUGCAUGCCUGAUCCAGGACAGUGGCACUGAGGAGGAAGAGGGACCCUCAGGAUGGACAGCCUGGCAUUUGAUGACAGCUCCCUGGAUCAGCUGGACCCUUCUCUGACCCUCCAUGAGAGCAGUGACAUAGAGUCAGCCCUACUGAGUGACAUAGAUGAUAUGCUUCAGCUCAUCCGCAAUAAUGACAAUGACUUCUCUGGGUUUUUCGAUACCCCGUUUGGACCCGUCCAUACUCCCACCCAGGAUGUCGCCCCAAAUGUGGAUCUUGCUGGUGGCGCAGCCCUUAGCUCUUUGGAAGGGUUGCUGGCUGCCCCCACAAACGCACCCCCCAUAAAACUGUUUCCACUUUCCACGCCCAGCUUCCAAAGCCGCCCACCGCUGUCCGCACCCCAGGAUAAUCUCGCCCAUCAGAUGAAAGUUGGGGUCAUGAGCGCAGUCAAGGAUGAGCCUAUGCAAGUCUGCCCGGCCUCCCAGCACGCUCACGCCAAGCUCCAACCCGCUUCUGCUCCACAACAGCUGCAGAGCAUGGCGUUUGGGCAGACCCUAGUGACGCAACCGCAGUACAACAUCCAGCCUCUGCCUGUAUUUCAAGAUCAGAGCACUUAUACAGCUCCACAGAGUACUGCAUCCCAGCAGAGCACAGCAAACCAGCCGUUGCAGAGCGUCACGAGCCAGCAGUUGCAGAGCACCGCAAUCCAACCAUUGCAGUGCGUUGUAAGCCAGCCGCUGCAGAUCGCUGCUUCCCAGGCCCAGACUCUGCAGACGCACGCUUCAACACCAAUACACCAGCACCUGACCAUCCAGAACAUCUCCCCCCAGCAGUUCCUGACCGCCACCAGUACUGCUUCUGUAGCACCACAGAUCCAACAGGUCCUUCUCCAGCCUCAUUUUAUCAAAGCUGAUUCUCUGCUGCUGACUGCCGUUAAGACGGACACAGCCAUGAUGUCUGGCGUCAACACCACACCGACUAACACCACAAUACGGACCACCCCGCUGCAAAUGCCGACCUUGGUGAGUGGAGGAACCAUUUUGACCACCGUGAUGGUAGACGCAGACAAGUUGCCGAUAAAUCGUAUAAACUCUAACGGGAAGAUGGCCAUGCUGAAUUGCAAAGGGGAGAAACGCACGGCGCACAACGCCAUAGAGAAACGCUACAGGUCGUCCAUCAAUGACAAGAUUAUCGAGCUGAAGGACCUUGUGGUGGGAACAGAAGCCAAGCUGAAUAAAUCCUCCAUUCUGAAGAAGGCGAUUGACUACAUUCGCUAUCUGCAGCAAAACAACAUCAAACUGAAACAGGAGAACAUUAUGCUCAAGAUGGCCGCUCAGAAAAACAAUACUUUGAAAGACCUUGUGGCCGGCACUGGGAUUAAUAUGGAUGGAGUGAAAGUGGAGAUGAUGGAUGUUCUCACGCCACCUCCGUCAGACGUGGGGUCCCCAUCUCACAGCGGCAGCUCUCUGUCCCAGUGCAGCAGCGACUCUGAGCCUGACAGCCCCUUCUGUGACGAAGCCAAGGUACCAGUCAAGCAGGAGCUGCCCUCUCCCGCCAGCAAUGGGAUGCUAGACCGCACCCGUAUGGUGAUGUGUGUGUCCGUCUUCCUCUGCCUCUCUUUCAAUCCCCUGUCUUUCCUGAUGGGGGGAUCCAGGAGCCAAGAGUCCACUGGAAGUGACCGAUUUCAUGGCAGCAGCAGAAAUAUGCUGGAGAUGGGGUCCUCCGACGCCUCUUGGUGGCUCAGCUGGCUGUCCCCCACCGCUCUCCUCUGGCCCAUAAACCUCAUCAUCGUCUUGGCCGUCUUCAUUCGGCUGUUUAUCUAUGGUGAGCCGGUCACUCGGCUGCACUCGGAAUCCUCUGUCCUCUUCUGGUGUCACCGGAAACAAGCCGAUGUUGAUCUGUCCCGGGGGGACUUUGCCCAAGCCUCGCUUCACCUCUGGAAAGCCCUGAAAGCUCUGGGGAGACCCCUUCCUACGUCUAACUUCGACCUGUGCUGCAGUCUCAUGUGGAGCAUCAUCCGCUACGUGUUACAGAGGCUGUGGGUGGGGCGCUGGUUGGCGGAGCGGGCCGGGGGCUUCCGCAGAGACCACCAGCUGAAAGAUGACGUGCGGAAGAGCUGCAGAGAGGCUGCCCUGGUGUACCAUCGUUUGCACCAGCUACACAUGACAGGGAAGCAUGUGGGAGGUCACCUGUCUGCUAUCAAUAUGGCGCUGAGUGCGGUCAAUCUGGCGGACUGUGCGGGCAACACCAUCUCAGUGGCCACCCUGGCGGAGAUCUAUGUGGGGGCAGCAUUGCGAGUAAAAGCCAGUCUGCACCGUCGCUUUCACUUUUUAGCGCGCUUCUUCCUGUGCAGUGCGCGCCAGGUGUGCCUGGCACAGAGUGUGGCCAUCCCUCCUGCCAUGCAGUGGCUCUGCCAUCCUCUAGGACAUCGUUUUUUUGUCGACGGAGACUGGAGUGUGAGGAGCUCUCCGAAGGACACGAUUUACAGCAUCGCGGGCAGCACAGUGGACCCACUGGCUCAGGUGACGCAGGCAUUCCGUGAGCAUCUCCUAGAGAAGGCGCUGUAUUGUGUGGCUCAGCCGGAGCAAUCUAAACCCCUGACGGAGGGGGAAGGUGAGUUCUCCGAUGCUCUGGAAUAUCUGCAGCUGUUGAAUGGAUGCUCUGACGCUGCUGCUGUAACCAAUCACACCUUCUCAAUCAGCUCCAGCAUGGCUGCCGUUACAGGGACAGACCCGGUGGCUAAGUGGUGGGCUUCCGUCAUUAUCGUGGCUAUUAACUGGCUGCAAGGCGACGAUGAGGCUGCACAGCGGUUAUACCCGGUGGUGGAGUACAUGCCGAAACCACUUCAUACCACAGAAAACAUGUUGCCAAAAGCUGCACUUCACGUCUUCAAGGCAGUGCGGACCCUGUUGGGUAAGCAGGACAGCGCGCAGGUCAGCCUGGCUCAGUGUGAGAAGGCCAGCAGUUUCCUCCGGGACAGCCUCCGCGCCAGCCCUUCCAGUAACGGCAAUGUGGACAAGGCGGUGCAGCUUCUCAUGUGCGACCUCCUUCUGGUGACUAGGACCAACAUCUGGCAGCAGCAGCAGAGCACCCUGGGGCAACAGCCGAGUCUCAUCCACCCAGCUUCUCCCCAGGAGCUCAGGGGAUUCCAGCUGGAUCUGAGCAGCCUGCGCAGGUUAGCGCAGUAUUUCCGGCCCGCCAUGCGCAGGGUUUUCUUACAUGAAGCUACAGCCCGGCUGAUGGCCGGGGCCAGCCCCACGCGGACGCAUCAGCUGCUGGACCGGAGCCUGCGUAGGAGAGUACCUCCGUCAAGUAAAGAAGAUAUAGCGCGGUUGGUCAGCUGCAGUGUGACCCUGCCGACUUUACCCUGUCAGUGAGCGUCCAUCAGUGGCGUGUUAAAGAGAACUCCCCCCUGUACCUGACAGUCUGUCUGUCAUGAUUACGCCCCCUCCUGGCGCUGACAGGACUUUGUCCAUGGACAGUUUGGAGCAGUGUGACAGGAGUCUAUGCCCAGCCCUGCAGGAGCUCAUUACAGAAUGGCAGGGGGGGGUGGGCUCAUCUCCCCUUAUUUUAAGUAGUGGAGAAGCUUUGCAAUCUAUUACGUGUUCUAGCUCUGCUGCAGUGCAGCGUCUGCCGCCAAUGAACAAUUCCAGCCACCCAGAGCAGUCUAUGUGUAAAAAACAUUAGAGUGAAAUUUGGUGCACUACAUACAACCCCAGGAUAUUUUGGAUGUUACGUCGGACUGACUGAUGUUCACUCUACAGAUCAUUAAAAAAUCUUUUCCCGACAUCUGGAGCCUGUACAGCUACCUGUAGAGAUACUCGGUCAUGUUUUAGUCCCUGGGCAAGCGUUUGCACUUGUAUUUGGGAGACCUUUUAAUACAUCGCAUGCGGCUAUGGUGUAGAAAUAGCGAAGGGUGAGAAAUGUCACGUUUUGAGUGCUUGUAAAUAUAUAUUGCAGUUUGUUCUUUCUAUUAAAUACUUUUUAAAUUAAGAA
This is a messenger RNA of Pseudophryne corroboree (corroboree frog), 4143 nucleotides long. It is a transcript of the gene SREBF1, whose product is annotated as sterol regulatory element binding transcription factor 1. NCBI's taxonomy places the organism in Eukaryota, Metazoa, Chordata, Amphibia, Anura, Myobatrachidae. Gene Ontology annotation, cellular component: nucleus. Bases 210 to 3524 code for a protein of 1104 amino acids. The record is from RefSeq and is a predicted model, not a curated record. Gene Ontology annotation, molecular function: RNA polymerase II cis-regulatory region sequence-specific DNA binding; DNA-binding transcription factor activity, RNA polymerase II-specific; protein dimerization activity. Gene Ontology annotation, biological process: regulation of transcription by RNA polymerase II. The transcript has 19 exons.